UGCAACUGAGUUACAAGUUAGUUGAUAUACCUUUUAGAAAAAGCAUCUAUGGAGUAAAAUAUGAUUUGUGCAUAGUUUAGGAGGUUAUUGGAUAAACUUCACUGUUUAUAUUUAUGAUUCAUGCCAUACUUUUCCCUUCGAGCUUAAAUUUGAGAUUUAUUGUGGUUUUUAAGGUUGGUGCAGACUGGGAAUCUUGUGCUCCUACUUCUAUGGCAUAUUCUUCAUUUUAUUGUCAGCAUAUUCUACUUUGUGCUGGAAAUAGCUCGUGUGGCUGAAAGCUAUUUUAUUUCUAGUGGCUUCUUGAGAAAUACAAAUACUUAAAUUUGGCCAAGCUACUAUUCCCGGUCAUUAUUAUAGAAAGUGAAGAAGCAUACCAAACUUUACAAGUUAUUGAGCUUUUACAGUGGCGGGGAGCUAUUGGUGUGAAGAGUGUGUGCCUGUAUGAUAAAGAAGGAGUGAUGAAGAAAUCAAAGCAAGCCAUCUUGGAGAAAUUGAACAAUGCGGUGAUAUUUAAGGUGCUGCCAACAUUAUCACCAAAUUAUUGUUCAUUACAUGCAGGAAUCUGGCGAGAAUGAUAAGCAUGUUGAUCACAACCAUAUGAUGUUGGAAUUUGCUUCAUUCUCUGAUGGAAAGGAAGCUGUGACUAAAGCAGCCAACUCACUUUUCCUGAAGCAUUUGAAAUUGAAUAAGUUGGCUGGAGACCAGGAGCGGCAAAUAUUUACAGAACCUCACAUGGCUGAGGCACUAAAAGCUAUUGGUUGCAAAGGGGCAGGUCCUGACCUUCUAUUAGUUUAUGGACCUGCAAGAUGCCAUCUAGGUUUCCCCGUAUGGAGGAUUCGAUAUGCUGAGAUUGUACAUAUGGGACCAUUAAAGUCGAUGAGAUAUGGCUCCCUAAUAAAAGCCAUUUACAAGUUUGCCAGUGCCAAAACUAUGGUAAGUGGUUUUCCUUGCUGAUAUGUAAUUUCAUUUCUAAUAUAGGAAAGUGAGCAUUGAUCAUUUUCAUUGUAAAACUAUGUUUUUAGCCGCUUUUUUUGUUCUUUUUUUUUUUUUUUUAAUGAGUACAAUGGUGUUGGAUGGCGAAGUGGAGAGGCAUAAUCUUCUCAACGCCCAUAUAAUCCGGAGCGAAACCUGAUCUUGAAUGCUUCAGUGUGAUCUGUAACACCCUGUCCCGAACAACAUUGAAAUUUUCUUCACGUUGACCGAGGUUGACGGGGCUUGACCGCCAUUGACCGAAAGGGGUCAAAAUUUGACUUUUUGAUCCGGAUGGAAUUUCUCUUUGACCGGAGUAUCGUUGCAAAGUAUGCAUCGAUCCGAGUCUAUAGACUAGUAGCACAUCAAAAGCGGAGCUACAAUUUGAAAGAUAUGAGCAAAACAAGUUGAGCUCCGAAUUGUCCAAGGGGUGCCGGAGUUGACUUUUUGUUCGUGCAAAGUUGAGCUUUGACUCAUGUACGGUUGUGAAGUACACGUUGAUACGAGUUUAUAGACUAGUGGCAUGCUCGAAAUGGAUAUGUGGUUUACAAGUUAUGGAUAUGCAAAGUUUUUUUUUUAAUA
This is a messenger RNA of Ziziphus jujuba (common jujube), 1551 nucleotides long. RefSeq lists its product as uncharacterized. Gene Ontology annotation, cellular component: endoplasmic reticulum membrane; dehydrodolichyl diphosphate synthase complex. Lineage: Eukaryota; Viridiplantae; Streptophyta; Magnoliopsida; Rosales; Rhamnaceae. The record is from RefSeq and is a predicted model, not a curated record. Bases 553 to 954 code for a protein of 133 amino acids. The transcript is spliced from 4 exons. Gene Ontology annotation, molecular function: ditrans,polycis-polyprenyl diphosphate synthase [(2E,6E)-farnesyl diphosphate specific] activity.